Molecule: messenger RNA, 816 nt
Organism: Apiotrichum porosum
Lineage: Eukaryota; Fungi; Basidiomycota; Tremellomycetes; Trichosporonales; Trichosporonaceae
Exons: 6
Coding region: 1-816 (271 amino acids)
Source: RefSeq, a predicted model, not a curated record
AUGACUAAGAAGCAGUUCCUUGUUGACCUGGAGCGCGACGGUUACGUCGUUGUGCCCGGUGUCAUCCCCCAGUCUGCCUGCGAUGGAUUUCAGGAAGCAGCCCUGUCGUGGCUCGAAGCCUUCCCGUACGGCUUCAAGCGAGACGACAAGUCAACAUGGACGGCACAAAACCUGCCUGACAACACUAUGCAGCUUGCCAUGAAAACUUCGUUUGGCAAAUCCGGUCAUGUUUGGGGAACAGACGACCUCAUUUCGUCGUUUGAUUGUAUUAACAUCACUCUUCCCAUCAACGCCGAGACCGGUCGCACCGACAUUGAGCCCACGGGCAAGUGGCCGCACAUUGACCAGAACCCACGCCGUGCCGACCGUUUUGAGUUGUACCAAGGCAUUGCCAACCUCGCCCCCAACGGUCCCAACGAUGGUGGACUGUGUCUCCUCAAAGGCUCGCAUCGUCUAAUUGAAAAGCACCUGGCCACCAUUGGGGGCUUCCGGCCUGACCAAGAUGGCGGUGAAAACGAGAACUCGUACAGGCUCAUCGACGAAGACUAUGAAUGGUUCAAAGCACAAGGGUGCGAGGAGGUCAAGGUUUGCGCUGGUCCAGGUGACCUUAUCUAUGAGGUCUUGGCCAAGAAGCUUCAGGUCUUUAAGGACCGCAAGCUUACGACGCACUGGCCGAACAUGAACGUGCUCCCAGAGGAGUACCUUUCCGUUCCCAAGCGCCCAGACGGCUCCGAUGACCCGGCCAACCGUCUUAGGCCAGUUCACGAGCCAGAUGAGACGCCGCAGGUGCUUCGUCUGGUGGGGGUGAGGGCUUAG